UCCCAAGAUGGCGCCGCGGCGCUGACGGGCGGCGGAAGAAGGUGACUGCAGCGGCGUCUCUCGGCGGGCGCGCGGCACGAUGAUUCCCACCGAGGAGGUGUCGGCCCGCAGGAGGGAGAUCGAGGGCAAGCUCAAGCAGGAAGAAGAAACUCUCUCCUUCAUCAAAGAAAGCCUUGAGAAAAGCGACCAGCUCACAAAAAACAUGGUUUCUAUCCUCUCUUCCUUUGAAAGUCGUUUGAUGAAGCUAGAGAACUCGAUCAUCCCUGUCCAUAAACAGACAGAGAACCUGCAGCGCCUGCAGGAGAAUCUGGAAAAGACCUUGUCCUGCUUGGAUCAUGUCAUUAGUUACUAUCAUGUGGCUAAGGACACAGAGAAGAUCAUAAAGGAAGGCCCCACUGGAAGGCUAGAAGAGUAUUUGAAUUGCAUGGACAAAAUCCAGAAGGCAGUGGAAUUCUUCCAGGACAACAAUCCGGACAGCCCAGAGCUGAAUCGUGUGAAAUCCCUCUUUGAGAGGGGGAAGGAGUCGCUGGAAUCAGAGUUUCGCAGCCUGAUGACACGACAUACCAAGCCAGUUCCACCCAUCCUCAUUCUGGACCUCAUCAGUGGGGAUGAUGAAAUGGAGACACAGGAGGAGAUGUCUCUGGAGCACCUUCCGGAAAGCGUCCUGCAUGAUAUUAUCCGCAUUUCUGGCUGGCUGGUGGAAAACGGCAGGAAUCAAGAUUUCAUGACUGUUUACUUCCAAAUCCGAUCAAUCCAGCUAGACCGCUCUAUCAAGGGUCUGAAAGACCACUUCCGUAAGAACAGCUCCUCCUCAGGGGUCCCGUACUCCCCUGCCAUUCAGAACAAAAGGAAGGACACCCCCACGAAAAAGCCCAUUAAGAGACCAGUCCUCAUCCCAGGCACGAUCCGGAAGGCUCAGAACCUUCUGAAACAGUACUCUCAGCAUGGUCUAGAUGGGAAAAAGGGGGCCUCUAACCUCAUUCCUAUGGAAGGUCAUGAGCAUGAUUUACGAGUUAAACAUCUUUCCGAUACCCUGAGCGACAAGCAUGGGCCAGCUGCUGGGAGAGAUGAUGUGUUCGACAUUGAAAUUGAUGCGUACAUCCACUGUGUUAGUGCCUUUGUCAAACUGGCCCAGAGCGAAUACCAGCUCCUGACAGAAAUCGUCCCAGAGCACCACCAGAAGAAGACCUUUGAUUCCCUCAUCCAGGAGUCAUUAGAUAACUUGAUCAUGGAAGGGGAUAACAUUGUGUCAGCAGCCCGGAAAGCCAUCAUACGACAUGACUAUUCUGCUGUUCUCACCAUCUUCCCUGUUCUCAAGCACCUCAAGCAGAUGAAGCCAGAAUUUGAUCAGGUCUUGCAGGGAACUGCAGCAGGCACAAAGAACAAACUGCCGGGGCUGAUCACUUCAAUGGAGACCACUGGUGCGAAGGCACUGGAAGAGUUUGCAGACAACAUUAAGAAUGAUCCAGACAAGGAAUAUAACAUGCCAAAAGACGGGACAGUUCACGAACUCACCAGCAAUGCCAUUCUCUUCCUGCAGCAGUUGUUGGAUUUCCAGGAGACAGCAGGUGCCAUGCUGGCAUCUCAAGAGACCAGUUCUUCAGCUAGUAGCUACAGUUCAGAGUUCAGCAGACGGUUACUGAGCACCUAUAUCUGCAAAGUGCUGGGGAACUUGCAGCUGAACCUUCUUAAUAAAUCCAAGGUUUAUGAAGACCCAGCUUUGAGGGCCAUUUUUCUGCAUAACAACUACAACUACAUCCUGAAAUCUCUAGAGAAAUCUGAGCUGAUUCAGUUGGUGGCUGUGACACAGAAGACAGCAGAGAGAUCGUACCGGGAGCUCAUAGAACAGCAGAUCCAGACUUACCAGCGGAGCUGGUUGAAAGUGACAGAUUACAUUUUGGAGAGGAACCUGCCUGUCUUUCAGCCAGGAGUGAAGCUUAAGGAUAAGGAGAGGCAGAUGAUAAAGGAACGCUUUAAGGGUUUUAAUGAUGGGCUGGAGGAGCUGUGUAAGAUCCAGAAGGCCUGGGCCAUCCCAGAUGUGGAGCAACGGGACAAAAUCCGCCAGGCACAGAAAACAAUUGUGAAAGAGACCUAUGGUGCCUUUUUGAACAGAUAUGGCAAUGUGCCCUUCACCAAGAACCCUGAGAAGUACAUCAAAUACCAAGUUGACCAGGUGGGAGAGAUGAUUGAGAAGCUGUUUGACACAUCGGCAUAAAUCCAGCUGUCUUGUACCCUCUAUCUGCCAAGUAUGUGGCAGCGCUUUCUUGGCGAUCUUUGGGACUCCCUUUCCUUCUCUCCUGCCCUAUUGUUGUGGGCAGGGUGUUAUACUUGUAUUUAUCAGAUUUAUUAACAUGUGGAAACACUA
This is a messenger RNA of Rhea pennata, 2365 nucleotides long. It is a transcript of the gene EXOC7, whose product is annotated as exocyst complex component 7. Lineage: Eukaryota; Metazoa; Chordata; Aves; Rheiformes; Rheidae. Gene Ontology annotation, biological process: exocytosis. Gene Ontology annotation, cellular component: exocyst. The coding region runs from base 80 to 2215 and encodes 711 amino acids. The transcript has 21 exons. The record is from RefSeq and is a predicted model, not a curated record. Gene Ontology annotation, molecular function: phosphatidylinositol-4,5-bisphosphate binding.